UGCUCCUUAUGGGGCUGUUACCCUAUGGGGCUGGAAACACCAACCCCAAGACGCUCCCCUCUCCCCAUGAGGAUGCUCCAGGGACAGCAGCGAGCCCGGAGGGGGCCGGGCCGGCUGCCGUGAGCCCUCCCCGUAGCUCUGCCUCUUCCCACCCCGUUCCGCCUCCCGGGACAACCUCGCUGCCUUCAGCCCGGCUCCGAGCUCCGCUCUCGGGAUGCUGCCGGCCCCCGCACGGCCCCCGCAUCGCUCCGCACGCCGGAGGGGACGCUGCAAGCGCUGCCGCUCGCCCUCAGUAAGCGCCAUGGAGAAGGCAACCAGCCCCCCGCCCGGCAGCUCGGUGAUUUUAGCUUCGUCCUCCGCGUCCACCUUGAAGGAGGAGCUGCUGUGCCCCAUCUGCUACGAACCCUUCCGUGAAGCCGUGACCCUCUGCUGCGGCCACAACUUCUGCAAGGGCUGCGUGAGCCGCUCCUGGGAGCACCAGUACCACCUCUGCCCCGUCUGCAAGGAACCCGCUUCCCCCGACGACCUCCACGUCAACCACACGCUCAGCAACCUGGUGGAGAUGAUCCUAAAAGAGGAAGGGCAGCGGCGGGGCCGCCCGGCCGCCCUCUGCACCGUGCACCACGAGGAAGCCAAACUCUUCUGCCUGGACGACAAGGAGCUGGCGUGUUUCUCCUGCCAGAGCUCCAAGCAGCACGAGGGGCACAAGAUGAGGCCGGUGCAGGAGACGGCUGCGGAUUUCAGGGCUCGCGAGGGUCCUGAAGGCGUCUCCCCCCCGCAGGCCAAGCUGAAGAACAUGGAGACCUCCCUGCGGGAUAAAGUGAAGGAUUUCGGGACCGUGCACCGCAGCUACGAGUCCAUCUCCAAACACAACCAGGUGGAAGCCGUGCGUCUGGAGGAGCAGAUCAAGAAGGAGUUUGAGAAGCUGCACGAGUUCCUGCGGGAUGAGGAGAAGGCGCUGCUGGCCCAGCUGCAGGAGGAGACGCGCCGCAAGCAGGACCUCGUCGAGGGCAAAAUCAAGCAGCUGUCGGACGAGAGCCGGGCUCUGCUCAACGAAGCCUGCCAGCUCCAGGACGACCUCAAAGAGGACGACUACACCUUCCUCAUGACCCACAAGAACCGCAAGCGCAGGAUCGCCUGCACGGUGGAGGAGCCGGAGGCCGUGGCCUCGGGGAUGCUGAUCGACACCGCCAAGUACCUGGGCUCGCUGCAGUACAACGUGUGGAAGAAGAUGCUGGACAACAUCACCGUGGUCCCCUUCAGCUUCGACCCCAACUCCGCCGCGGGCUGGCUCUCGGUGUCCGAGGACCUGAGCAGCGUCACCAACGGGGGCUACAAGCUGCUGACGGAGAACCCCGAGCGUUUCACCUCCGCCCCCUGCAUCCUGGGCUCCCGCGGCUUCUCCGCCGGCUUCCACAGCUGGGAGGUGGAUCUGGGAGGCAUCACCAACUGGCGGGUGGGGGUGGCUCGACCCCGAGGGAGAACCCCUUGGAAUUUUCACCACGACGCCCGCUCCGGUUUUUGGUACCUCUACCGCCUGCCCACCGACGGCGAGACGUGCCGGGCUUCCAACGCCGCUCGCUCGGAGGCCACGCUGGGCGAGUUGGGGAGGCUCCGGGUGGAGCUGGACUGCGACGAAGGGGAGCUCUCUUUCUACGACGCCGAGCGCAGGAGCCACAUCUACACCUUCCACGAGAAAUUCGGGGGCACCGUUUUCCCCUAUUUCUACAUGGGGGCCACCCCGGUGGGCGCGCUGCCCAGGGCGCUGCGCAUUUGCCCCGUCCGGGUGCGCAUCCAAGAGGACACCCCCGUGUAGCUGCCACCCCUGCCUGUGUCCUGUUUUAAGACAAACUUUCCCUAGGAAAGAAAAAAAAAAUGAAAGGGAAAAAAAAAAAAAAGAAUUUAUGUAUGUACUGCCUCUGUUUUUUUUUAAAUCUUUAAUAAAAAUCGGGUUCUGGUA
Messenger RNA from Anas platyrhynchos (mallard), 1960 nucleotides. Lineage: Eukaryota; Metazoa; Chordata; Aves; Anseriformes; Anatidae. The record is from RefSeq and is a predicted model, not a curated record.